Messenger RNA from Pipistrellus nathusii (Nathusius's pipistrelle), 420 nucleotides. NCBI's taxonomy places the organism in Eukaryota, Metazoa, Chordata, Mammalia, Chiroptera, Vespertilionidae. The record is from the annotation of a GenBank genome assembly.
AUGUCCUUAUUGUCUGCCCAGGCCCUCUCAAUAGUCUCUUCUCUUCAGGAAAUAAAAAUGGACAAACUCAGAGGUAGGGUGAGGGCAGGGAGUCGGUUCAGCAGAGAUUCUUACAUUCCGGCGGCGAGGCUGGCUGAUGGCAGGCCAGGCCCCAUCAUGGGCGCCAGGGUGCUAGGGGCAGCCACUCCACUAUCGGACAAGGCACCCCAGACCCCCAGGACAGCCGAGUGUCUGCUGCCUCUGUGGCCCAGCCCAAGUUUCAUUUCCCGGGUGGGAGAAGGGAGACAAGAAAAAGAACGCGGAGGCCUCAGGGCCCAGAGUGGCCACGAGGCUCUGUCUGCCUCUCAGUGUCCAGCAGCACUGUCUGGGUUCCCCCUCCCUCUGCUCUGUUCUGCCCAGCGAGGGGCAGGGCCACUCUGA